This is a messenger RNA of Lampris incognitus (smalleye Pacific opah), 2378 nucleotides long. Its product is annotated as sialic acid-binding Ig-like lectin 10. The annotation marks the transcript as partial. The record is from RefSeq and is a predicted model, not a curated record. Lineage: Eukaryota; Metazoa; Chordata; Actinopteri; Lampriformes; Lampridae. The transcript has 11 exons.
GUUUUUUUCUGGGUGGCACAUGGCAAACUGCGGGGCAGUUGGUCUGUCAGAGAGUGCCCUUGUCUAGGACAGUAAGCUGCUGAGCAUCGCUGGCUGUAAGCGCUUCUCUGAAGGACCAGAAAAACAUGACAGGAGCUGCUGGACUCCUUCUCUGUUGCCUGCUUCAAGGUGCUUUGUGCCAGAGCUGGUCAGUCUUCCUGCCUCAGAGUCUGGAGACACUGAGCGAUUCCUGCGUCGUCAUCCCCUGCAGAUUCACCCUGGCAGACGGAUGGGAUUCGAGCCUCGACGCCACAUGUAAAGCCAUAUGGAGGCGAGGACGCUGGGUCCAGACACCGGUGUUUGAUUCCAGUCUGACUGGGAUCAAUGCACAACGGAACACCCUUCAAGGAAAACUGACAGGGAACCUGCUCGACAAGAACUGCACCACUGUGUUCAACGACCUCCCCGCCAGCCAUUACGAUGACUAUUACUACUUCAGAAUCGAAUGUCAUAAUUCACUCAAGUACAACUACGAGACCAGCGUCAAAAUCAGCGUGAAAGAUUCACUGCCCAACCCAACCCUCACACCCUCGAGGGUGGAGGUACUGGAGGGGACCUCCAUCCACCUGACGUGUUCGGCUGCGGCCCCCUGCCCCUCUCAGCUCCCAACUCUUACAUGGACCCCUGAUCUUGGUGAGGCCGAGGAGAAACCAGUAACUCAAGCUGUGACCUCCGUCCUCACCUUCACUGCAUCUCACCUCCACCACGGUCAGAAAAUCUCCUGCACCGCUCUCUACCACCUGCAAGCUGGCAAAAGUGACCUUUCGCUGACGGGAAGUUUGACUGUCAGCGUCUUGUAUCCUCCGAAUAACACAUCAGUCAGUCCCCCUGGUCCGGUACUGGAGGGCAGCUCAGUGACUCUGACCUGUAGCAGUGUUGCCAACCCAGCGGUGGAUAGCUACGCCUGGUACAGUGUUGAUGGCGAUCCGAUAACCCCUGUGGGUUUCAGGAAGACAUUAUACCCUAAGGUGACAGAGGACAACAGCCAGUUUUACUGUGAAGCCCAAAACAGAUAUGGGACCCAGAACUCGUCCAUCAUUCAGAUAGAUGUGCAAUUUCCUCCAAAGGAAACGACAGUGAGUGCCGAUCCGUCUGGUCCACUGCUGGAGGGCCACUCUGUGAUGUUCACCUGCACCAGCCACGCAAACCCACCGCCAACUAAUUACUCCUGGUACCACGUUAACGGGGAUAAUGAGAACAUGGUAGAAUCUGGACCCACCUAUGGGAUAGAUGUUGCCCAACUGUACCACGGUGGAGGCUACUACUGUGAGGCAAAAAAUGACUACGGAGAAGCAAAAUCAGCAGCCAUCCAACUGGCCAUUCAGUAUCCCCCAAAGAACACCUCUGUCUCAGCUGAGCCCUCUGGCCCGGUGCUGGAGGGCAGCUCAGUGACUCUGACCUGUAGCAGUAUGGCCAAUCCAGCGGUGCAGAACUACACUUGGUACAGAACAGAUGGCAGAGAGAAGGAGGCUGUCGGGUCUGAUAAGGAGUUCACCUUCAAUGCAACCAAGCUUUCAAGUGAAGUGUAUUCCUGUGAAGCUCUGAAUGACCACGGAGCUGAAGACUCUGAGCCCGUCAGUGUGGAUGUGACAUUUGCUGCUGAGAUCCUCCCUUCCUCUCGCUGUGUCAAGAUUUUAUCCCGGAUCAGAUGUUCCUGUGAGAGCCAAGGAAACCCGCCUCCCUCUCUUCAGUGGGAAUUGGCCGGAGAGCCUGUCAACCACUCUGCCGACAUCCCUGUCGGGGAGGUGUCUCUGGGCAGCAUGGGCCGGAGAAGCUUCAUCACUUUACUUCAAGUGGAAGACAUGCCCAGUGUAGUCUGCGUCAGCAGUAACUCAGUAGGAUCUGAUAAACUGGCGUUCAACGUGUCAUCCAGUGAGAUUCAAAUUGACUUUCUAGGCCUCCAUACCAUUUCUCUGCUAAUCGGCUCUGGUGUGGGGGCGGCGGGGAUGAUGCUGCUGUGUGCUCUGGUGCAUCUCAUUGUCUGCAGGAAAAAGAAAGGCGGCCAGUCGCCUAACAGAGAAGUUGUGGACGCUUCAGAAGUGAUUGAGACUGAUGGGGAUACACACGUGGAGGUGGUUUAUGCCAAUAAAGCCAUGCUGGAGGAUGCAGGAAGGGAGGUGGAUGCUCUCCACUACGCCAAUAUGGACUUUGCUAAACUUCAGGCCAGGUCAGAGGAUAAGCUCGGGGAAGGGGGGAUCCGAGGCCUGUCCUCCAGAACGGCUGAGUAUGCUGAGAUCCGCUUAGACUCCAGGGAGGACAUUGGAGGAGGUGUUGAGGACAUUGAAGUGGCAGAAGACACGACUGUUGUACAGGGGAAAAACCUAAAUGGUCAAGAGGCU